Akanthomyces muscarius is the source of this 2658-nucleotide messenger RNA. RefSeq lists its product as uncharacterized. The transcript has a single exon. Gene Ontology annotation, molecular function: DNA-binding transcription factor activity, RNA polymerase II-specific; transcription cis-regulatory region binding; zinc ion binding. Lineage: Eukaryota; Fungi; Ascomycota; Sordariomycetes; Hypocreales; Cordycipitaceae. Bases 1 to 2658 code for a protein of 885 amino acids. Gene Ontology annotation, cellular component: nucleus. Gene Ontology annotation, biological process: regulation of DNA-templated transcription. The record is from RefSeq and is a predicted model, not a curated record.
AUGACGGACGAGAGCGGCUCAGGGGCGGGCUACGCGUCCAGCGGAGGAGACUCGCCCACACCGUCGCCGUCGCCGUCGCACGGCACGCCCGGCACCGCCAGCCUCGCCGGGCCUUCAUCGGGAUCCCCUGCGCAAGCGCCCGGCGCGGCCGCUGCAGACGGUGCUGACCCCAAGAAGCUCCGUGCGUGCGAGGCCUGUCGCGGCCUCAAGGUGCGGUGCGAGCCGGACCCCAACGAGGGUCCGUGCAAGCGGUGCAAGAAGGCGGGGCGGAACUGCGUCGUCACGGCGCCGACGAGGAAGCGCCAGAAGAAGACGGACAGUCGAGUGUCGGAGCUGGAGAAGAAGAUUGACGCCCUGACGGCGAGCUUGCAGGCCAGAACAGGCAGCGUCGGCGGCGGCGGGGUGCAGCAGCAGGAGACGCCGCCGGCGCGACACGGCAGGGGACAGGAGCAUCGGAACUGGGACAUGGAAGUGGCGCCGUGGGAGACCGGCCGCCCGGCAGACCAGGACAGUCACUUUCAGCAGCUGAUUUCCAUGGCGGGCCGCAAGCGCAAGGCCAUGGACGACAGCCCCCGCCACCACGCGCAAGAAGGCGGCGGCGGCGGCGGAAGCAGCAGCAGUGCGCAAAGCGGACAGCAACAACAACAGCACGCAGCCCCAGCAGGAAACCGACACACCCGCGCAGUGGACGACGACAGACAGCCCUCGGCCGCGGCCGCGUCGGUCGGCUGGCCGGCGUACGCGUCCCGCUCCGCCGACGGCGACGUGGUCGACCGCGGGCUGGUGCCGCUCGAGCUGGCCGCGCGGCUGUUUUCGCGGUACAAGUCGCAGAUGAUGCGGCACCUGCCGGGCGUGGUGUUCCCGCCGAGCACGACGAUUGCGGAGCUGCGCCGGACGCGGCCGAUCCUGUUCCUGGCGGUCAUGGCGGCGGCGGCGGGGGAGGACCACGCGCUGCAGCGGGUGCUGCAGAGGGAGCUGAUGCAGAUCUUUGCGCAAAAGGUCAUUGUCACGGGCGAGAAGACGCUCGAGCUCGUGCAGGCGCUCAACGUGGCGGUGAUUUGGUACUGGCCGCCGGAGUACUUUGAGGAGCUCAAGUUUUACCAGCUCAUCCACAUCUCGGCCGUCAUGGCGAUUGACAUUGGUCUCGGACGCAAGACGAACGGCAGGGUACGCAGGAACCAGGCGGCAGCGACGGCAACGCCCGCGAGCAUGAGCUGGCGCGUGGGGGACCCCUCGCGGAAGGCGCCGCCGCCAGACCCGACGAGCCUGGAGGCGCGCCGGACGUGGCUGACUUGCUACUACCUCUCGUCCAACACGGCCAUGUCGCUGCACCGGCCGAACCUGAUUCGCUGGACAAAGUUCAUGGCCGAGUCCAUGGCCGUGCUCGAGAGCGCGGCCGACGCGGCGCCCACGGACAAGUACUUUUGCCACCUCGUGUGGACGCACCACCUCGGCGAGCAGAUUGGCACGCAGCUGUCGAUGGACGACCCGGACGCCGUCGUCGACAUUGCCGACGCGCGCACGCAGUACGCGCUGCGGGCGCUGGAGCGCGACCUCGAGCGGUACAAGGCGGGCGUGCCGCCCGAGCGCAUGCAGGCGACGCUGCGCAUCGGCUUCGACCUGCUGAACCUGUACAUGCACGAGACGGUGCUGCACGCCGACAACUACAGCGAGGUCGGCGGCGGGGGGUUCAGCACGGACGCGCUGCGCGACGGGCUGGUGCGCGACGCGGAGCAGCCGCUGUCGGCGCAGCACGUCAACGCGCUGACGUCGUGCCUCGCGGCCAUCAACGGCAUCUUUGCGACGUUUCUGGGCCUCGAGGUGGAGAGCAUCCGCUGCCUGCCCGUCUUCAACUUUGUGCGCGUGGCGUACGCCGUCGUCGUCCUGAUGAAGAUGUUCUUCAGCGCUUCGUCGGCGGGGAGCGACUUUGGCGCCGUCUUCACGAGGGAGAGCAUGCGCGUCCAGGAGCACCUCGACGCGCUGCUCGACAAGUUUCGCAAGACGGCGGCGGAUGACAGGUGCCGGCCCGCGAGCAAGUUCCUGGUCGUGCUGGCCAUGCUGAGGAGCUGGUUCGUGAAGCAGGGCAAGACGAUGGACGGGGGCGGUGCUGGUGCGCAGGAGAACCGCAGUCCAGGGCAGCAGCAGCAGACGCAGACACCGCAGUACCACCAGCAGCAGCAGCCGAUGCAGGCCAACACACCGCUGCAUCUGCUCUCCGAGGUCGCGACGGGUAGCGAUCCGAGCAAUAAUCCAGGCAGCGCGUCUUCGCCAUUUGGAUAUUACCGACAGCAGCAGCAGCAACAGCAGCAGCAGCAGCAGCAGCAGCAGCAGCAGCAGCAGCAGCAGCAGCAGCACCAACAGCCCUUCUUCCACGAUGCAGGCGCCGCGUCUACCGGCGCCGAGAGCAGCAGCAGCGCCACGGCAUUCACCACGACGAGCGGUGAUGGGAGCGCCGCCGCCGCCGCCACCUACCCGCCGUGGAUCGCCGAGGCCAUGCUGUCCAGCAAUGGAUUCGACGCCGGCGCCAUGGCCGGCGACUUCCCGACGGCCAUGGGCAUGGGCGCGAUCGAGGGGCUGGACGGCAGCGCGGCGACCAACGACCAGUUCUGGACGGACAUGUUUCAGGGGAUUCCGGACCCCAACAUGUUUACCUUUUGA